AUAAUGAGACGACAGAGUCAGCGCAGAAAAUCCGGGAUCACAAUGCUGUUGUUUGGCGAUGACGACUUUGAGGCACUGAAGUCAAAAAAUAUCAAGCAGACGGCGCUGGUAGCUGAUUUGCGAGAGGCCAUCAUGCAGGUCGCACGGCAUUUCCAGUGCACAGACCCCAAAAACUGCAACAUUGACCUGACUCCCGAUUACUCAAUGGAGAGCCACCAGAGGGAUCACGAGAACUAUGUGUCCUGCUCCAGGAGCAGGCGGCGCAGGGCCAAGGCUUUGCUGGACUUUGAGCGCCAUGAUGAUGACGAGCUCGGGUUUCGCAAGAACGACAUCAUCACGAUCAUUUCACAGAAGGAUGAGCACUGCUGGGUGGGAGAGUUAAACGGACUCCGAGGUUGGUUUCCUGCGAAGUUUGUAGAUAUCCUCGAUGAGCGAAGUAAAGAGUAUUCAGUGGCCGGGGAUGAUUCAGUGACAGAAGGAAUCACUGACCUUGUACGCGGAACGUUGUGUCCCAGCAUUAAGGCCAUCUUUGAGCACGGACUGAAAAAGCCGUCUCUUUUGGGUGGUCCGUGCCACCCGUGGCUGUUCAUAGAGGAGGCUGCCAGCCGAGAAGUAGAGCGAGACUUUGACUCUGUAUAUUCGCGUCUGGUGCUGUGCAAGACAUACAGACUGGAUGAGGAUGGCAAAGUGUUAACUCCAGAGGAGCUUUUGUAUCGGGGGGUGCAGUCGGUAAACGUGAGCCACGACACAGCUCAUGCGCAAAUGGACGUAAAGCUUCGCUCACUUAUUUGUAUAGGACUUAACGAGCAGGUGAUCCACCUAUGGCUGGAGGUGCUGUGCUCCAGUUUACAGACCGUGGAAAAAUGGUACCAACCGUGGUCCUUCUUAAGAAGUCCUGGCUGGGUUCAAAUCAAAUGUGAGCUGAGGGUACUGUCCAAAUUUGCCUUCAGUUUAUCACCAGACUGGGAACUACCUGUGAAAAGAGAGGAGAAAGAGAAGAAGCCGCUGAAGGAUGGCGUACAGGAUAUGCUGGUGAAACACCACCUCUUUAGCUGGGAUAUUGACGGAUGACGACGGUCUCUGCGCGUCACGCACGUGUUUUACAACUUACAGAACUUUACUCCAAAAGUGCACCUUUUGUAUUAUUGUUCUACUGCCAAGAACUCACAACCUACAUCCUACUCUUUAGGAUUUCACUCUAACGUGAAUGUACGCAGACAUUACAUGAGGAUCUAAAAAAAAGUGACCAAAUCGUGACCAGACCGAGCGAGUGUUAAAUUUGCGUCCUCUUGUGGUUCAUCCAACUUCAUUUUUUUUUGUCUCUUGUCUUCUAUUCAUCUAUCACGGACAUUUCUUGAUUGUCAGAUCCUGCUGAAAACACUAGCUGUGUGUAUAUAAAUAUAUAUAUUAUAUAAUGAGUGUAUAUUUUGGGAUGUGUAGAUUUUUGCGCUUUGGUUAGGAUAUAUUUUUUGCUGUUUGUAUAUAAAACACUAUUUGAGCUAUAAAAAAAAUGUUGCUUUCAAAAUUAAAUGUUUCACAAGUCAUUUCAGCGUGUUGAAUAUAUCACAGGCUUGAAUGUCACACUAUUAUUAUUUUUUUGGUUACGUUAACCCUUCGUUCUAACCAGCUGCCCUUUCGGUGACAAUUUCAGCAUGCAGCGUUUUCUUACUUGUUGAUUUUGAGUGCAAUAUUUUUAUAACGUAGCCUAUAAAAACCAACACUCCUUUGGUAGCCACAUAUAAUAUAUAGUUUGCCCUCUGAUAAAUCUAUCUCUUGUUCUUUUGUAAUACAUGAUUAGAGGUUACAAUAUAUUCUUUUUUUUACACUUUAUGGUAAGUGGGUUUAGGGACCAGAUGCCUGUGAAACAUUUCUAUUUCCUUUCCAAAUUAAUCAGUUGAUUUUCUUGUAUUGCUUUAACUCUUUGGCUGCCAGAGAGGGUUUUGUAUAGCAGCCAAGGGGUGAAAAAUGUAUUUCAACCAGUCGGAUUUGAAAUAAAGGUGACCCUUGGAAAAAAUCUGGAAAGUAAAUAGAUAAACUGGUUCUUUGUUCUAUGUGGAAUUUUUGUGUGAAAACAAGAUCCUAAAACGUUUUUUUUUUUUUUUUAAUAAAAAAGUAAAUAUGUAAAUAUGUUCCGCAUCUGUGAUAGCAAGGGAGGCGAAAUGUUAUAUGUGACAACACGAGCAACUGCUCAAGCAUCAAACCUUACAAAUAAAAAUCAAACAAAAUGCACUAAUAUAAUAUUUAUCUUUUCUGAUUGAAGCAUUUUCAUGCUAUGCACACAUUAGGAUCUUAUAAAUAAAUAUAUAUUACUAUU
Messenger RNA from Bombina bombina (fire-bellied toad), 2314 nucleotides. RefSeq names its product small G protein signaling modulator 3 (gene SGSM3). Gene Ontology annotation, molecular function: protein binding. The record is from RefSeq and is a predicted model, not a curated record. Lineage: Eukaryota; Metazoa; Chordata; Amphibia; Anura; Bombinatoridae.